CCAGCUCUAGGGUGGUUCGGAAUAGCCCUACUCGUUACCGGAGGGCUGAUCACCGUGGCACUCUACGCUCUCUUCUUCGAACAAGUCUGCUUCACGUUCCUCAACGCCCAUCGUGUCUUCCGGCGUCACAUCUACUGGAUCUCUUCAGUUUAUCCGUUCAUGGCGUUGAUGAGUGUGAUUGCAACCGUUGUUCCCAAGGCCCACAACAUCUGUUCUGCUGUGAAGGUCACGUACAUGGCGAUCGGGAUCAGUCACUUCGCGGACCUGACGGUACUGAUGUUUGGGAGCGAGGAGGUCAUGCUGGCCAGGACAGUAGGUAACACACUCAACCUACAGCUCCGACCACUUUGUUGCUGCUGCUGCUGUCUACCGAAGCCCUCGGUCACCAAGUCAUCACUACGCAUGGUGAUGCUGCUGUUGGAGCAGCUGCCCUUCACUCAGGCCGUCUACCAUCUCACUGUACUCAUCCUCAUCUCUGCUGACAUCAUCACUCUCGGAAAUGUGGACCCAGGGGGAGUCUACCUGUGGCUGAGUCUCUUCAACCUGGCCUCCUUCAUGAGUGGGGUCUACGCCCUCCAGAUCCUCACGCAGUUCUCCAAGGGCUACCUCGAGUACUACAAGUAUACGGCCAAGUCGUUAGCGAUGAAGACGCUGGUGAUGGCCACUAACCUCCAAGGUCUGGCCUUCGACAUUAUGGCCAACUAUGGGGCCUUUCCCUGCAUCCCCCCUUUCCUCCCCCCUCAAGUCUACAAGCAGACUGUUGAGAACAGCAUCUACCUGGUGGAGGUGCUGGUGCUGGGGUCCUACACAUACUGGCACUACCACAACCGCAGGUUCCUCAAGUUUAACCCAUCCGAGCUUCACCACACAUCAGUGUACCAGCCUCGAACGAGCGUGGACGCGAGCAGCGGCAGCUGCAACAGGCAGAGGAACGCCAGCAGCAGCACCCGGAGUACGGUGCUGGAGUACAGCCUCAGCAGCAUCUCCAGCAGCAGGACGGCAAGCCAAACCAGUAUUACCAGCACCAAUUUCGGCGUGGAUAACAACCCAACUACUCGCCCGGUUAGGACCGCCAGUCGUGUCGGUGAUGAAUCAGACGGCAUCAUCACCACCACCUCAACAAUACUCUCUUCAGGACCAGUCAUUGAGAUGUAUUCAUCUGAUGAUAGACACUCAACGGGUAUAGGCCCACGGCAGGAGAGGCUGGCAGCGUUUGAACAUGCGCCGGAUGGCCUUGUUCAAGGGCUAAAUGGUGAACACGAGAUAACAUCACGCCUCACCGUUCACAAACCACCAAGUGAACAGGACACAGAGGCUACAAGCCAUGGAGAACACUCCGUCAGUAUAUCACAGCAAUCUGCAUCAGUCACUAGCGGGGAUAUGUCACAUACCAGAACAUACCCGGUGGCCAGCUCGCAGAGCCGUCCCCUGCGACGGUAUUCUUGCUAGUUCCUCCGCUCGUGACAAACUGGUCCAGAUUAUUUAUGCGUCACAGCGCUUAACAGUCUGCUUGACCAGAGACCGGGCCGCGGAGGUAAUGAUCACCAGAACCACAUCAAGAUGGACAGAAUUUACAUGUAAUUAUCAAAUUAAUUUGUUAAUAUUUCAACGUCUAAGGCAAUCGCAUGUUUGACGUCAGUUCUGCCUCUAGAAAAUAGAAAAUAUACACAAUAUAUAACAAUAUACAAAUAUACAAGGUGGUUUGCGCUGUGUUUACUAAGAGUGUGGUAUAAGGUAAAAUUUUUAACAUUUUCGUUAAACCUUUCAAACCCUUUUAUACGAUAAUAUUGGAGUCGUUCAUAUAGUGAGGUUAAGGCUCCCCAUUAAUUGGAAAGGUAACCGUAUGGAUAGAGCCAUAUCAUUGGCCACGGGGCCUUGACAAGUCAGAGGUUUCCUGUUAUUGAAUGGUGUGUAGUCUUAUAAAAUAUAUAUAUAAUCAGCGAA
Procambarus clarkii (red swamp crayfish) is the source of this 1944-nucleotide messenger RNA. Lineage: Eukaryota; Metazoa; Arthropoda; Malacostraca; Decapoda; Cambaridae. The record is from RefSeq and is a predicted model, not a curated record.